ACAUUAUAAAAUUGCUUACUGUAGCUGUUAUUAUCCGGUUAAACACGAUCAGACCAACAAUACUCCUAGCCAAUCGGUUUAAUUUCCUGGUCGACAAUGUUUUUCUGCGCCGGUGGAUGUUGUUGGAAAGAGACUUAAUUAGAUCAUGGCUAGGAGAACGGUCAAUGGCGUUCAGUUGCAUCAUUAAUAGCGUGUGGAUAUGUACAGCUAGAUUGUAAAUGAACUGAUGAACUGAAGUCGGUCGAUAAUCCACAAAAGCACACUGUGUCCGAAAAUUAUUUGAGUCCGGCACACAACUGACCAGAUAUUUGUACUUGUCGGUUCCUUUGACAUCAAUGGAGCCGACGCCUAGUGCGGACGGUCCUGGGGAUUUCUCUGUCCCUUAAUAUCGUGUAAAUACAGUAAUUGUUUGGAUGAUGUUCCAGUAAUCUCGCCUACUCGUAUCUUCCGUUUGUGCAGGAGCCUGAAAUUUGUUUUCCUGAAAUCAUAUACUUAAUUUUUCGGGAUUUCGGUAUCCCGGCAAAUUUCUCCGUACAUCCGAACAGAGAAAGGGGGAUAUUUUUAAUGGUGGAAUAUGUUUUCGUGAGGAUCGUUUACGACAGUGCUUCCAAUGGCCAUAAAUGUACCCGUCGUGGCUCAUCUGCGUGUUUUAUCUCUGAUUGCUGAUUUGCGAGAUGAACUGCCAAACUGCUCCAAAUACAUUCCUAAAGAGCAAGUACUCGUGGGAAAUACAAUCCGAAGCUUUCCUGUAUCGUCACUACAAAGCAUUGGACUGAAACCAUCUUUACCACCGAAUUCUAACUUGGCUCAGCUGGAGAUUCUCUUGCAACAUUCAAAAGUUCUGGGUUGGCACUGGACAAAUCGGUUCCGAUUGCAGAUUCUGCUUUCAUCUUGUGUAUUGGUGAACGUGUUUCUGAAUCCCCAAAACGGAAUCGAUGUUGUCAAAGUGACCCUGGACCAGACGCUGACCCCGACGGUACGGAAACGUUUUCCCGUCUGCUGCGAGGUAUCGGACUCGCUGGUUGUGGUUGGAUUUUCAAAUACGGAAUUGACCUCUUACCGUGUAAAUGGGCCAAAGGAUGGCACAGCGAUUUGCCAUUACAAGAAACGCUCAAAGCUGCAUAAUAACUGCGAUAUGCAAAUGGCCUUUAGCGAUGAUAAAACCAGGAUGGUAUUAUGCUUUGCGCCGGUGCGGACGUACGCCGGCAGACAGUGGUUCCCAAAAAAAGCAGAGGAUUCCUGUUGGACGCUCCAUGUCUACGCAUGCGACGUUAGGGACGGCGUUCCGCUCAAACGACUCCACAGAUCUCAAGGCAGAGCUCGCUCCAGAGUUCUGCAACUCUGCUUCUUACCAAAAAUUCCCGGAUGUUUCAUCGUGAUGGAUUAUGUCGAUGGUCCGGAACCAAACAUUUCGGUUUUGUACUACGGAACUAAUGGACGAUCUCUCCAACUCUUCUCUUGUGUCAGUGUGGAUACUUUGGGAACGUUGCUUUCUUCGGCCAUUCAUGCUGAAAAAGAACUAAUUGGGAUUGGCUUGGAAGACUGUUCUGUUGCAAUUUUUGACAUCCGGCAAAAUACUCUCCGUCGAAAGAUUUGCGACGUGAGACCGGAGCACAUUAAAUGGAAUCCGGAUGGACUUUUCCUGGCCAUUAUCAAUUCAGAAGCUUCCGUCCAGAUUAUGGACCUAUCGUUACAGUUCCUUCCGCAACUGUUUCUGAAUGAUGUGGAAAGGCCGGCUAAUCGUUUACGCCUACGAACGUCUUUUAAUUCGGUAUCGCCACUAGCAAAAUGUGAGUGGAUAAGUUUGAUCGCCGAAGGUCAGACCGACUCGCCCACCGGUUACUUCUCCUCAGGAAUACUGCUCCAGUUUGAACGAGGACCUUUGUCCAUCCUGUCCUUUGCCAGAAAUCCUGAUAAUGUGUCCCAAAUCCAAGUAUUAGUAAAUUAUCGGAUAGCACGAGAGGAAUUUAUUCAGGUUGUGCGAUUACUCAAGCAAACAAACCACGAAGCAAAUUCCAGAGAAGCGAUAACCGGGAUUCGCAACUUGUUGGGCUACAUUGUUCAAGUUAUUCAGGAGCCCGAUGAAUCAGUGGGCGAUCUGAUAUGCGAUGCGCUCUCUACGCUGCAGGAGGCAGCAUCCACCGCACAGGACGAGAGUGCUGAAGAAACGUAUUACUCGGUGGGCAGACUAGUGUUUAACUUUUUCUUAAGAGUUGGUCAGCUUUCUUCGGCACUUACAGCUGCCAAAACGCUCAACGAUGAGCGUUUGUAUAAGCAAGUGUGGCGAGCAGCAUGUCGUCGCGGCGAAACUGAGAUGAUUACCGCCGCUGAGAAGGAGAUGACGGAGUACAAAACAUCCGAAAAGGAACUGUUCGAAUUGUUAGAAACCGACCGAAAUGAUCACGACGAACCGGAUUAUAUGACAAUAUACCCGACCAUCACUCCCACGGCCCCGCCUCUCAGUCCAUCACCCCUUCCGCCGCGACUGAUACAGCCACCACCAGGAGGACGCUCAGCCAGUCGCCUGUCCAGCGUCUCAACUACUUCGGAACGGUAUAUACCGACCUUUAUGUGGACGGACAUGGGAACAGUUUAGUAUUGUUUGUUUCUUACGCAUGUUUUGUCAAAAGAAAAAUGUUGAAUUAGCUUUGUUGUACUAAUUGUAAGUAAUCCGCAAAAGUGACCUCUGCAGUGCAUUUUGUGAUGGUAUGCGACGUGGUAUUGUCAAUCCCGAAGAGAAACCAGUGGCUGUAACUUGUGUAACAAUGCAUUACGUAUACCUAGUAUCAUCCGAAUAAUAUAAUUGCGUUAUUUUGACAAUUAUCGUUGUUUAGAAACUUUUUCGCUAUUUCUUUUUUACAGCCCAAUUCGGGUACAUUGCUUCCCGUAUAGAAGCAUACUAAUUAAAUUUACAAACAAAAGUAUCUUGUGCAUUGA
This is a messenger RNA of Paramacrobiotus metropolitanus, 2937 nucleotides long. Its product is annotated as WD repeat-containing and planar cell polarity effector protein fritz homolog. Gene Ontology annotation, cellular component: axonemal basal plate. The record is from RefSeq and is a predicted model, not a curated record. Gene Ontology annotation, biological process: cilium organization; nervous system development; establishment of protein localization. Lineage: Eukaryota; Metazoa; Tardigrada; Eutardigrada; Parachela; Macrobiotidae. Gene Ontology annotation, molecular function: protein binding. The transcript is spliced from 19 exons. The coding region runs from base 611 to 2596 and encodes 661 amino acids.